AUGCGUGAUGACCACUGGUAAAAGGUUAGAUCGCCGAACCAUUGCGACGGUUUGCCUUGUGGCUGCUCUGCGGCAUCCUGCCUUCUGGCGCAUUUUGCCCGUGUUUGCUUGCCUGCAGUGGAACCGAAGGAGGAGCCUCCAAUGGGGCGAAGUGCUGCUCUACAUAAAACU
Bipolaris maydis ATCC 48331 is the source of this 171-nucleotide messenger RNA. Lineage: Eukaryota; Fungi; Ascomycota; Dothideomycetes; Pleosporales; Pleosporaceae. The record is from RefSeq and is a predicted model, not a curated record.